Acanthoscelides obtectus is the source of this 778-nucleotide messenger RNA. The record is from the annotation of a GenBank genome assembly. NCBI's taxonomy places the organism in Eukaryota, Metazoa, Arthropoda, Insecta, Coleoptera, Chrysomelidae.
CAAAACAUUGACCAAGUUGAAGGCAAGUAUUUGGUAAAAAUUGGAAAAUUAUAGAAAAGUACAGGUUUGUUACAAAAAAUUUUGCUGGCUAUAGAAAAUAUACUUUCCAAGAUUAUGAUAAAAUGUAAAUUCCCAGUGAAAUGUGCUGGAAUGAUACCGAUGAUUGAAGAUUAUUGUUGCUACUGUCAACUGACAGCAUCUAUAUGUCCAAUAGAACCUCACAAUUUUCUUCAAUUUUAGGUAAACCAUGGCCCCAAGAAAAGGUAAAGUCCAAAAGGAGGAGGUCCAGCUAUCUUUGGGCCCUCAAGUACGCGAAGGAGAAAUAGUUUUCGGUGUUGCUCACAUAUUCGCCAGUUUCAAUGACACGUUUGUUCAUGUAACCGAUUUGUCCGGUAGAGAAACCAUCUCCAGAGUCACUGGAGGCAUGAAAGUGAAGGCGGACAGGGAUGAAGCUUCUCCUUAUGCCGCUAUGUUGGCUGCACAGGAUGUAGCAGAGAAAUGCAAAUCCCUUGGAAUCACAGCCCUUCACAUUAAGCUUCGUGCCACAGGUGGUAACAAAACUAAGACCCCAGGUCCAGGAGCCCAAAGUGCUCUUAGAGCUUUGGCUAGAUCAAACAUGAAAAUUGGUCGCAUUGAAGAUGUUACUCCUAUCCCAUCUGAUUCUACCAGGAGGAAGGGCGGUAGACGUGGUCGUAGGUUGUAAGAUGUUUAUUCAUUGACAUGUAUUCUAAUAAGAAACAGCGUUUUGUUUAAUAAAAGUGGAAGAGAUGUACUUUGA